Messenger RNA from Knipowitschia caucasica, 819 nucleotides. The record is from the annotation of a GenBank genome assembly. Lineage: Eukaryota; Metazoa; Chordata; Actinopteri; Gobiiformes; Gobiidae.
AUGGAAGGCCAGUCAAAAGUUGAUACAGAAGACAACACUGCCAUUCCUAACGACAAACAAAGUACAGUCAGCAACGCUGAUGACCUGUGGGAAACAAGAUCAAACUGUUCGACCGUAUCACGUGCCAGUCAGCGGUCCCGAACUAGUCAGUGGUCCAAUGCAAGCGCUUUAGCAGCAAGAGCACGUGCUAAAGCAGCAGCCGCACAAGCACAGGUAUCAUACGCUGAAAGAGAGGCAGAGGUAAUUAAACAACAAGCCCACAUUGAAGCUGAAGCUACAAAAAGGAAAGCAAUACUCAGCGCUGACCUUCUCAAACUACGUCUACAAAGUGCAGCAGCAGCUGCCAACGCUGAAGCAGAGGUCCUAGAGGCAGCAGCGGGGGACGAAGAUGGAGAUACGCGGUCACCUACAGAAAGAAACGACAUCUUCCAGCCCAAGCCAGAUCCAUCUCCGCCACCGCCAGCCAACACCCGCUUUGACUCCUCACAAACAAACACGCUUGUGCUCCCAACAGCUCAGCAAGUAAAGAACAGUGUGGAGGGCUGCACGGACUGGUCGGUGGACUACAAAAAGUACCAGGCACUGCUUGGAGAGCCGGUACGGAUCCGCUGCGCCCUGUUCUACGGCUACAUCCGAGCUAACUACAGCCUGGCCCAGAGCGCGGGCCUCAGCCUCAUGUGGUACAAGAGCACGGGACACGGGGACUUUGAGGAGCCCAUCAGCUUCGACGGGACGCGCAUGAGCAAAGAGGAGGACGCAAUCUGGUUCAGACCGGCCGAACUGGAGGACGUGGGCUACUACUCUUGUGUGCUGAGGUAA